UGAUCAUUCACCAGGCUUAAACUAUUAAAGCUUAACAUGAUCAAGGACACACAGUUUCAACUGAUAGUCAUAUUACUGAGUUGCUCAGUGCCUUUAGCCGUCGAGAUAAUUUCAUGGCCCCACUUGGCGAAAGGAAAGACCGGCGAACUUCCCAUUGUUGGAAAAUGCAUCGAUUGUAACAAUAUAGCCAAAGAACGAUCGCGUGUUGGAUUGAAGAUAAAACCUACAUGUAUCAUCGUGAAAGAGAAAGGAUGUAAGAAUCUAAAACCUCAGAAGAAUCUUUUGGUGGCGAGGGGAUCUCUGAAGGAUAACAAACCAGGAGAUUUUGUGGUUUUUGAAUGUGAACAGGGAUAUAAACUCAAAGGAAAACCCCGUAUGGAGUGUACUCGACGGAGAAAAUGGUCCCCAAAAAAGCUUCCGAAAUGUAAAAAGAUUCCAAGACCAAAAGUCAAGUUCAACACUAAUACUACUCGGGAACCUGGGCCAGUAUGCAUGUGGAGUGAUUGGACUCCAUGGAGGCAAAGUCCUUGCUCUGUGACGUGUGGGAACGGGAACGUGACAAAAAUACGAAAUAGGUCAGAAAUGUACGGGUUUUCGGAAACAGGGUCACCAGAAUGCAUUGGGGACGCUUUUCAAAUAAGACAUGUAUUGUGUAGCUGCGACCGACCUUGCAAAGCGUGUAUUUGGAGUGACUGGACGACGUGGACUCAAACUUACUGCUCGGCCACUUGUGGAGGCGGAACCCAGACUAAGACACGAGUUCGAACGAGAACAAAACUGUACGGUGUUUCAACGAACGGUCAGCCAGAAUGUUAUGGGGAGUCAAUUGAGCGUAUUGAUACACCAUGCUGUAUAGAUGAUCCGGAAUGCGCUUGGGGGCCUUGGACUGAGUGGAUGGAGUACGAAACAUGCGAAACAUAUGGAUUAUCUCAAUACCCGAACUGUGACCUACCAGGGAUGCAACCAGAAACAAGAAAUCGAUCAUGUAUUUGUAACGGAGAUAUCCAAGUGGGAAAUACACGAACUCAGCGCUGUAUAGGCCCUAGCUUAGAGCGUAGACUACAAGAAUGUUGUAUUUCUCUGACUUCACCCCAAGUUGUGACGUCUACACCAAGUACUACACAACCCUUAACCACCGUGCCUAGCAAAAAGGUGUUUAGAAAAAGAAAAAUGAUGGAAAACAAUUGACAUAAUUUUUUAGACAUUGACUGUUAAUUUAAAUAUCAAUAAUAGUAAAUAAAGCAAAU
Molecule: messenger RNA, 1247 nt
Organism: Owenia fusiformis
Lineage: Eukaryota; Metazoa; Annelida; Polychaeta; Sabellida; Oweniidae
Source: the annotation of a GenBank genome assembly